AUGGAUUCUGUGUUUUGGUUCGUAUACGUUAGUGAACAGAAGGAGUUAGAAUUUGCGGUUUUAUGGCUUUAACUUAAUAUUUAACCCUUCGCAAAAGCUUCUAAUAGAUCACCAGGUAAGACUGUAAACCACUCACCUAAAAGCUAACAAUCUUCUGUUCGCGAGACGGGAGAGUGUCUGGAAUUGCAGAUUUAGCCUGUGAGCUAACAUCAACAGCAUCAGGUUGACCCAUGUCCUCUGAGGAAACUCUCGACUCCGUUCUCUCACACUGGCUUUUCUUUAACACCUGGUGGCUUCUCCUGCCUUUUAUUAUGCUGCUUGUAGUGGCUGCUUUUAUUGUGGCAUUCGUUCUGCUGUUGUACAUGAUAUCACCGUUAAUAAGCCCCAAGCCUCUCAAACUCAACGGUGCCCAUGUGGUGGUAACUGGAGGCAGCAGCGGGAUUGGGAAGUGUAUUGCCAUGGAAUGUUACAAACAUGGUGCCUUCAUCACCUUGGUGGCACGAGAUGAGCACAAAUUGGUUCAGGCUAAGAAAGAAGUGGAGAAGUUUGCCAUAAAUGAUAAGCAAGUGGUUCUUUGCAUUUCUGUUGAUGUGGCGAAAGACUACAGCCAAGUGGAGAGUGUCAUAAAACAAGCUCAAGAGAAGCUGGGUCCUGUGGACAUGCUGGUGAAUUGUGCCGGGACAUCAUUAUCUGGGAAGUUUGAGGAAGUGGAAGUUGACCAUUUCAAGAAAAUGAUGGAGGUGAAUUAUCUGGGCAGUGUUUACCCCACCCGUGCAGUGAUCACCACUAUGAAAGAAAGGCGGAUGGGUCGCAUCAUGUUUGUGUCAUCACAGGCAGGGCAGAUCGGCCUCUUUGGCUACACGGCCUACUCACCCUCCAAAUUUGCCUUGCGUGGUCUGGCUGAGGCCUUGCAGAUGGAAAUGAAACCCUAUAAUAUCUAUGUUACUGUGGCAUAUCCUCCAGACACAGAUACACCAGGUUUUGCAGAAGAGAAUAAAACUAAACCUCUGGAAACCAAGUUAAUUUCAGAGACAUCUGGUGUCUCUCAACCGGAGCAAGUGGCAAAAAUUGUGGUGAAAGAUGCGGUGCAGGGAAAUUUCACUAGCUCAUUUGGUCCUGAUGGGUACAUGCUGUCAGCACUGACCUGUGGGAUGUCGCCUGUUACCUCCAUUACUGAAGGGCUGCAGCAGAUUGUGACCAUGGGCCUGUUCCGUACCAUUGCUCUCUUCUAUCUGGGCAGCUUUGACAGCAUCGUCCGCCGUUGUAUGAUCCAGCGAGAACAGUGCAAAGCAGCUGACAAGAGGGAGUAGCACCAGCAUUCCCCCCACCCAUCCACCUCUAUUGCCAACACUACAUUUACACACAUGCCUCCACACACCACCUGCAAGACAUUUUUCAGUGGGUUUACAAUGUCAUGCACUUCAGCGACAAAGUUUCUGCUAUUUUUUUCCAGUAUAUUUUUCAUGAUGUGUAUUUCAGGAUCCUCAUAAUUUUCAUCAGUAUUUCAAGCUCCUUAAGACAUAUUUACUCUUUAGCUCUCACUGCCUUAUGUGCAUUCUCGUAUUUCAAAAUCUGUGUUGUUCUCAAGCGUGCAUCCACAAAUGCUUCUUGCUUCAACCUGUUGGCACAAUUUAAUUUCAAAACUAGAUGUAAUUUCAAUUAGCAGUUAUUUAUAUUAAUGCCAUAAAGCUUGGAAUCCUCUCUAUUUGUCAAGAAUUCCAAAUUCCCUUACGUUCCAUUGAGGUGAAGAGCUGUGAUGUGAUGUUUGUAGCCUAGCACUGUAUCUCCCUGCUUUUAGACUUCCUAGUUUUAAGGUAUGGACACAGAAAAUCGGUGUGUGUGUGUGUUUGUCUUGUUUUGUGUGUAUAUUGUUUAGUUUUUUUAUUUUUUGGAUGAAACUGCCUGAGUCUGCCACUUUGCCUUAUCUCUUUGCUCUGGCUGAGGAUUUCGGAAGGAAAUGUUUACCUUGUAAAUGCGUGUGUGUGAGUGUAAUUCUAUUGUCUGCUUGUACGCAUGAGUUUAGGUGACCUCAGGGUCUUGUAGAGUUCACUGAACUGAAAGAUGGGUCUGGAUAAGCCAAUGUGGUUUUGAUGGCUCGCUGGUCGAGUCACUGCACCUGUCUGCCAACAGAUGGACCUGGAGAUCCAAGCAGCUCAUGUUUGAAUAAUCAUAGUUAGACCUGAGUGGUUUAAUGUCCACAACCCCAGAGCUCUGUUAUUAAAGAAUGCAUUGAUUGUU
Molecule: messenger RNA, 2238 nt
Organism: Danio rerio (zebrafish)
Lineage: Eukaryota; Metazoa; Chordata; Actinopteri; Cypriniformes; Danionidae
Gene: kdsr
Product: 3-ketodihydrosphingosine reductase
Biological process (GO): sphingolipid biosynthetic process
Cellular component (GO): endoplasmic reticulum
Molecular function (GO): 3-dehydrosphinganine reductase activity
Source: RefSeq, marked validated